Messenger RNA from Myxocyprinus asiaticus (Chinese sucker), 2834 nucleotides. Its product is annotated as sodium-dependent neutral amino acid transporter B(0)AT2-like. Gene Ontology annotation, biological process: sodium ion transmembrane transport. NCBI's taxonomy places the organism in Eukaryota, Metazoa, Chordata, Actinopteri, Cypriniformes, Catostomidae. The transcript has 12 exons. The record is from RefSeq and is a predicted model, not a curated record. Bases 229 to 2316 code for a protein of 695 amino acids. Gene Ontology annotation, cellular component: membrane.
CCAGAGUCUGACAUGACAUUUGCCUUUUACCAAAGUUGUACGUUAAGAGCCCACCAACGUGACGAUCUCCUAAGGAUCCUACUAGUGCGAUAGAAGUAUUGCAGUGAGUCUUUACGACAGGAUUAUUACUCAAACAGACCUCAGAGAGGCUGCCAGUCGUCGAAGUUUAGCUGUUUUAACCAAAACGUCUACACCAACACGGCAACUCCCCCUGACACGAGCAGCACGAUGGAGAAGCCGCCAUUGCCCAGUGAGGAGGAUGGGUGUGUACUGGCUGAGGGCCAUUCAGAAGUGGCUCUGGUAUCAGUAGAUGAUGGAGGACCUGUGGGUGCUGAUGGGCAGAUGGAUGACCGGCCAGCAUGGGACAGCAAGCUGCAGUAUGUUCUUGCGCAAGUGGGCUUCAGUGUUGGUCUGGGCAAUGUUUGGAGGUUCCCCUACCUCUGCCACCAAAAUGGAGGAGGUGCAUUUAUGGUAUUGUAUGUGAUGCUGUUGCUCAUUAUCGGGGUUCCUCUGUUCUUUAUGGAGUUGGCUGCUGGGCAGAGCAUCCGUCAGGGCAGCAUCGGGGUCUGGAAGCACAUCUCACCCCACCUUGCAGGCAUCGGCUACUCUAGCUGCAUGGUUUGUUUCUUCGUGGCCCUGUACUAUAAUGUGAUCAUUGCCUGGUCUCUGUUCUAUAUGGGGAAUUCAUUUCAAUAUCCAUUGCCAUGGGAAAAUUGCCCUGUCUAUAUGAACACAAACCAGACAGUAAAAGAAUGUGCAGCAAGCUCUCCUACCUCAUAUUUCUGGUUCAGGAAGGCUCUGGACAUUUCAGACUCCAUAGAUGAGUCAGGAGAAUUGAACCCCAUCAUGACUGGUUGCCUCCUGGCUGCCUGGGCCAUAGUGUGUCUUGCAAUGAUCAAAGGCAUCAAGUCUUCUGCCAGGGUGAUGUAUUUCUCCUCUGUGUUUCCUUAUGCUGUGCUGAUCUGUUUUCUCAUUAGAGGGCUCAUGUUGGAUGGUGCCAUAGAUGGCAUCAAAUAUAUGUUUUAUCCUAAGUUGGAGAUUUGGAGAGAAGUGCAGGUGUGGCGUCAGGCUGCCACACAGGUGUUCUUCGCACUGGGUCUGGGUUAUGGCUCUGUGAUUGCUUACUCAUCCUAUAACCCUGUGCACAACAAUUGCCACCGUGACGCCAUCAUGGUCUCUGGCAUCAAUUUCAUGACCUCAGUGUUGGCCUCCCUUGUUGUCUUUGUGGUCCUUGGUUUUAGAGCCAAGAACGUUGCCCUGAACUGUGUUGCAACUAAUGUGGCCAAGCUGGCAGGAAUUGCAACAACAGGUUCAUCGCAGCAUUGGUGGCCAUGGUUCAACAUGUCUGACCCCAAAUCAGUGGGUCUACAGGAAUACAGAGAAUGGUACAGCCACUAUGGAACUCUGCUGGGGUCAAACAUCACAGACUGUGACGUGGAAAGGGAAAUGAGCAAGGGAGUGGAAGGGACCGGUUUGGCAUUUAUAGCAUUUACAGAAGCAAUGGCUUUGUUCCCUGCAAGUCCAUUUUGGUCCGCCUUGUUCUUUCUCAUGCUGCUGAAUUUGGGCCUCUCCACCAUGUUUGGAACCAUGCAGGGAAUUCUUACCCCACUCAUGGACAACUUCAGAAUGCUGGGCCACCGCAAGACCAUGUUGACUGUGUGUAGCUGUAUCCUGGGCUUCUUCAUUGGUCUGCUCUUCACUCAAAGAAGUGGCAACUAUUUUGUGACCAUGUUUGAUGAUUAUUCUGCCACAUUGCCGCUGAUCAUCGUGGUCAUCUUUGAGACUAUCAGUGUGGCAUGGAUUUACGGUGCUGAUCGGUUCUUGGAUGAUGUGGAAGUGAUGUUACACUGGCGCCCCCCGGUGGUGUAUCGCUACAUGUGGAAGUAUGUGUGCCUGCUCAGUAUGGUAGGACUUCUAGCUGCCAGUCUUCUCCGUGUGGUCCUCAAACGACCCACUUAUACAGCAUGGAAUCACAACACGGGUUCUGAAACUAGUCUUGAGUACCCUGGCUGGGCUCUGGCAAUGCUCUCCAUGUUAAUCAUGGCAGCAUCUCUUCCUGUGCCCAUUGGCUACCUGCUAUCCUAUCUAAAAGAUGGAUGGAGCCAAUCAGUGGAGGUGGGUGAAGCAGAGCGCCAAAAAGAACGAUACUCCAAAUGUAACUCCACUGAAUCAGAACCAAAUAACCAGCACUCCUUACUGGAUGAAGACGGGGGUCUGCCCCGUUCCACCUUUCUUCCACUGGGUGCUGAGCACUACAGGCUGCUCCCACAACAGGAAGAUGAAGAGGAAGAGGAAGAGGAAGACACAGGGGUUUAAAACAUGGGAGAGGACAAAAGGCUGGGGAGUAAGGAGAUAAACCGGUGUUUUGGGGCAAUGCGAAGAAAAAUACAGGACUAUUUAUUGAUCAGGAUUGGAUUAUUUAAUGGUGUGGAGGGAGACAGACUCCAUUUAUUCUCAUUAUGCUAAUGAACAUUCAUGAAAAAUACAUCUGUCAACUACAGCCCUCUAUGAGAGGGACACUUUUUAUAAGUGUACUAACCGGUUCUUGAAACCCUCAAUGGAGAGCCUUAGUUAUAUGUCCUAUACAAGAAGUGCCUUUAUCUUCAUAAAUGUACACACUUAGAAUUUUAUAUCUGAUAACAGCUUCACCAAAGGAAGAGCAAGACAUUUAAUGCAACACGUUGAAGUUAAUAACACAAGUAAAUAUGGUAGAAGACUAUUGGAGGUUUAAAGGAAUAGUUCACCCCAAAAAUUAAAAAUCACUCAUCAUUUACUCACCCUCAAGCCGUUACAGAUGUGCAUGACUUUCUUCUGCAGAAUGCAAAUGAAGAUUU